UCCAUGGGAAAAUUAGUUAACGUAGAGCAUACUAUCACCCUUAGGUAGACAAAAAGCAUACUACGCAUUCGGGUUCCUGAUGCGUGAAGCAUCUGCUAACCGAUAACUUGGCUGGCCUUCUGCACGACUAUCUACUCUGCCAUCAUGGUAUAUUUUUUAUAAUGCCCUUAUCCUCCAUCGCGUCGGCUCAUACGAAUAUUUCUUCAUAUGUAUCUGCUUUUACGUAUUCAGGUUUGUCUUCAUGAUGUUUCCUACACGAUGCGCUGUAAUAGCAGCACUUUUGAUACAUACUGGUUUUUUCUAUUGGUUAAGCUCUUUGGCGUCAUUACGAUGUAGUAUUAGAAAAUAUAUUCUUGAUGUGGUAAUUCAGUGAGGCCAGUAGUACUUUGGAGGUUCUAACGAGUGAGCGGAAUAACAUUAGCCAACAAUUCGCUAAUGAUAAAAUUUACCGCCUUAGAUGUUCGCAGUUAUAAUAUUCUAGGUAACGGAACCGUGUACGGGAAGACCAAGUCGAUCAUGGCAUGGAUGAUCAAAAUGGUUUUAGGUUGUUAGUUGUCGCUAAUGAGAACUAACAACGGAGGAACAGCGACCUUCUUGUAUAAGUGGCCGUUUUGUAAGCAGGCGAGGACUCUUCUACCUCACAGCAGCAACAUGACUCCAAUACGAUAUUUAGGGUUAACGCCCUUGAUAGCUGCAUUUUUUUCAAGAUUGGUUAAUGAAAAUAUUAACUUUCAUAAGAACGGUCUAAAUAUUACUUAUGACUACAUCGUGGUAGGAGGAGGAUCUGCUGGGGCUGUCGUAGCAAGUCGAUUGAGUGAAGAUUGUUCAAAGACGGUUCUUCUGCUCGAGGCUGGGGGAACGGAGAAUCAACUCUCAGAUGUUCCCCUAAUCGCAGCGACUUUGCAGGGAUCGGCACUUGACUGGAAAUACAAAACCGUGCCACAAACGAAAUCAUGCUUUGGCUUGUCAGGUCAGCAAAGUUUGUGGCCACGUGGAAAAGUCCUUGGCGGCUGCAGCGUGCUUAACUACAUGCUGUACGUGCGUGGGUGUCAUGAAGACUAUGACAGAUGGGAGGCGCUUGGCUGUGAAGGCUGGUCGUGGAAAGAUGUCUUUCCUUAUUUCGUCAAAAGUGAGGAUAACCAAGAUCCUGAUAUACGAAAUAAUGGGUGGCAUGGAAAGGGUGGUUAUUUGAACGUACAACGUACGAAAUACAACACCGACUUGGCAAGAGCUUUUAUUGAAGCCGGUAAACAUCUUGGCUAUUCGGAAACGGAUAUUAACGGCGCGCGGUGCACCGGCUUCAUGGUGCCCCAAGGCACAGUCCGUAAUGGAUCGCGCUUAUCAACUUCGCGAGCUUUCCUCGAACCGGUCAGGGAUCGUCCUAACCUUCAUAUUUCCCUGUAUUCAAUGGCUACAAAAAUUAACAUAAAUCCUACUACAAGACGUGCUGAAUCCGUACUUUUUGACCGCUUUAACGUCCCCACCCUAGCUUACGUCAAUCGGGAAGUAAUUGUCUCAGCAGGGGCCAUAAAUUCGCCACAGCUCCUUAUGCUGUCUGGCAUUGGUCCUUGCGAUCAUCUUUCUUCCUUAGGCAUAGAAUGUUUGUUUGAUCUCCCCGUGGGUGAAAACCUGCAGGAUCAUAUUUUUGCGGGAGGUGUGAACUUCCUUUUGAAAAAUCCUGCUUCUGUCGUACAAUCUCGUGUUUUCAAUGUAGAAAGCAUGCAGUCGUAUCAAAACAACGGUACUGGACCACUUACUUUACUUGGAGGAGUAGAGGGCAUCGGCUUCAUUAACACAAAAUACGCCGAUCGAUCAAGAGACUGGCCGGACUUCGAGCUACAUUUUGCUGCUGGUUCACCUGUGUCCGAUGGAGGACAAAGCCUACGGUUCGCCCACGGGCUCCAACCAGACAUUUGGAGGGACGUCUAUGCAGAACAUAACUAUGAAGACACUAUCUCCAUAUUUCCUGUCAUGUUGCGACCAAAAUCAGUUGGAUUUCUCAAGCUAGCUUCUGCCUCGCCAUAUGAUCAUCCCCUCAUUGAUCCGAAGUACUUCACUGAUGAGACCGAUAUUCUGGCCAUGGUUGAUGCCAUGAAAAUCUGUAUUCAACUUGUGCAAACGCCGGCAUUCCAGAAAUAUGGCCCUGAAUUAUGGGACAAACCAUUCCCAGGGUGUAAAAGUUAUCCAAUGUACUCCGAGGAGUAUUUAGCGUGUGUUGCACGGACCUACACCUUGACACUGUAUCAUCCGGUAGGCACCUGUCGAAUGGGCACCGCUGGCGACCGACGUGCAGUAGUUGAUUUUCGGCUUCGGGUUCAGGGUCUCCAAAACCUACGCGUGGCAGAUGCUUCCAUUAUGCCGGAUAUUGUUUCAGGUAAUACCAACGCUCCAGUGAUUAUGAUUGGAGAAAAGGCAGCUGAUAUGGUCAUCCGAGAUAACAUCGACUCGUAACGGAAUUGGACCAGAGUGCAAACCCAAAACACUAAAGUUGAUGCGGUAGGAUCUCUUUUCACCGCUGUCUCACUUUCGUGUCACAUUACAAAUCAAUAGUGAAUCCACAUAUAUCAAACCCUGAAACAAAGAUCUGGCAUGGAACUGGAUUCAAAUAGAAUUCGUUCUCUCAAAGAGGUGUGGCUGUGAAAUAUUGAGAACUAAAAUAGAAGCAUUCUUUUCUAUAUCUAAUUUUUUACUCUCUUAUAUACCACUAAUCAGCAUUUAUUAUUAUAUAGUGCGGUGAAUAGGUCUGGGCGUUCAAAUGUUUCGAGUUCGAACACAGUCGAACUUAUGGCUUAUGAUAUCAACCUCGCUAUUGCCUUAGUCAACAUCGAGACUAUUCGCACGAGCUGAAACCUCUUCACACCAACAUACCACAACAUGCACGUUAAAGAACUUCAUUAACUUAAAUUGAAAAUAACUCAAUAGCUCCCACAAUUCUUUGUAGUUCUCCGCUUGCAAAGACUGCCUUGCCUACGUUGAACAACUUCACACAUAUAAAAAGUCUAUUUGCUAGGCAAAAAGCUAGUUUCAGAUAAUAAAACGGAAAUUCCUUAGAAAUCACGACUGUGUUGCUUUCGGACGUUUACUUCAGCAUAGAAUUAUACUUGCAACAGAUAUUGUUCAUUAUAACGCGGAUACAUUUUAUAGGCGCUGAUAUCACUGACGUCUAGUUUUUCUUCUGAAUUAGGGAGCUAAUUUAAGCAGUAAUAGCUACUAAUAAUAGCUCUUAAAGCUCUCCUAU
This is a messenger RNA of Varroa destructor (honeybee mite), 3238 nucleotides long. RefSeq names its product glucose dehydrogenase [FAD, quinone]-like. Lineage: Eukaryota; Metazoa; Arthropoda; Arachnida; Mesostigmata; Varroidae. The record is from RefSeq and is a predicted model, not a curated record. Gene Ontology annotation, molecular function: oxidoreductase activity, acting on CH-OH group of donors; flavin adenine dinucleotide binding.